Trichoderma harzianum CBS 226.95 is the source of this 2436-nucleotide messenger RNA. RefSeq lists its product as hypothetical. The transcript has 2 exons. The coding region runs from base 1 to 2436 and encodes 811 amino acids. The record is from RefSeq and is a predicted model, not a curated record. NCBI's taxonomy places the organism in Eukaryota, Fungi, Ascomycota, Sordariomycetes, Hypocreales, Hypocreaceae.
AUGGCGACGUCUGCAGAACAGACAAACAUGGCAGGCAAAUCAGCUGCGGAGACGACAUCGCGGAAGUUCAAGGCUUCCGAACUGCCGUUGCCGUCUGCAACACGAGCGGCGAUCGAGUCUCUGGCACAUAGCUUCAAAAAAGAAGGCGCUUACGAUUCGAUACGGAAGCAGGUUUGGGACAAGUUUGCAGCCAGCGACUACGAGGCUCAAGUUACAAAGGCCAUUCUCGAGGUGGCCGAGCAAGAAGUCGAGCGCAAUCCCCAUCAGCUCCUGACGUUGGACCGUAGAAAGGCCGCAGCUCUUAUCGAUGGCGCGUUGGAGCGAUCGGGAGUGUAUCACAAGGCCGAGGAAGUCAUCGGGGAACUGAUUGACGUCGGCGCAAUCGAGCAGAGUAUUCGGGAAACCAGGCGAGCCGAGAUCGGUGAGGAAAUCGCCAACGAAGAGCAAAAACGAGGAGCCAAGACGGACGAGGAAUAUGCCGCCGACACCGCAGCAAAGCAAGCCGAACGCGACAGAGUACGAGAGGAGCUGAAGCAGAAAGAAGCUGCUAUUGAAGAGGAAAAGCGGCGUAUCGCUAAGGAAGAGCGCCGCAGAGAAGAAAAGGAGCGUGAAAAGGCCGAACUCAAACGCCAAGAAGAAAGAGAUGAGCGCCGAAGAAAGCGCGAGAAGGAGCGCGAAGAGAGAGAGCGACAGCGUGACUUGGAGCGAGAGCAACGGCACAAGGAGCGAGAGAAACGAGAGAAGGAAGAAAGGGAGCGCGACCGUGACAGAGAUCGCGACAGAGAUAGAGAUCGGGACAGGGACAGAGACAGAGACAGGGGCCGUGACCGUGACCGUGACCGUGACCGCGAUCGUGACCGCGAUCGCGAUGGCUCUCGCAAGGAGAAGGUGGUUCUGUCUGAAGAGAUGAAGGAGAAGAUGUCCAAGGAGGAUCACGAGCGACUGGAACAGGAGGCUUUGGCCGAUCUGUUGCGAGAAAGCAGCAAAUCGACACGCACAAAGACCGAGAUGGAGAUUGAUUCUACCUUGGCCCCUCCUCCCAGGAAGAUUGGCCCAGCUUCGGCCAUUAACCCGAUUCGAAGAGACUCCUCCAAGACCGCAGAGUCUAGAAAACCAAGCGAAAGGAGAGACUCCAAAUCAUCCAUCGACCCAAAACUGUCAGGAGCAAAGGACGAGCGCCCUCCUAGCAGGAGCGCAUCACGAACUCACGAGAAAGACAACGACAGGGAUAGGGAUCGAAGCCGCCCACGAGAUACGGAUGAACGGCGCCGCCGUGAUCAUCGUUCAGACUCGCCAAGGCGCGAUCGUAGUCGUUCCAAAGUUAGAGAUAGAAGGGAUAGAAGCCGUUCGAAGCUGCGAAGAGACAGGAGUCGAUCUCGGCGCCGGAGAGACGACAGACGUGAGCGAAGUCGCUCGAGGUUUAGACGCGACCGAUCUGUUGCUAGAAGCAGCUCACGGCGACGAGUUCGAAGCCGGUCACGCCCUAGAUCUCCUAGGCGAGAGAGGAGCCGUUCUCGAAUCAAGACCGAACGACGAGACCGUAGUAGGGAUCGCAGCAGGGAUCGCAGCAGAGACCGGAGGGAGCAUUCACGCUCACAUGCUACAAGAACCGACCGACGUGAUAGGAGCCGCAGCGGUUCUCGUCUACGCACUGAUCGACGCGAUAGGAGCCGUUCCCGUGCUCGACGACAACGCAGCCGGUCAAGAGAUAGCCGUCGCGGCGCAGCAGACUCCUACUACCCCGGCAGAUCGGACGCACGCUCGCCCCGUCGCCGCAGCCGUGAUCGAUCCGGCGAUAGAGACAAGGAUCGAGACCGAAAGGACCGGGAACGGGAAAGAGACCGCGCCAGCGACCGACGAAGCCGCUCGCGGUCCCGACCAGGAUCAUCCGCCGUGCCGCACGGAGCUUCCAAGGACGAGCUCGAGGAGUGGAAGCUCGAAGAAGUCAAGAAGCGGGAGAAGGAGGCUAAAGCAUACCUGGCGGCUCAGAAGGACGCCAGGGAGAAAGGCCUGCCUAUCCCCGGCGUGGACGACAAGAAGAACAGUGGUGAGAGAACACUUGCCGCGCGGCACAAGGGUGAUGGACAAGCAGUUGACAGAUAUGCCCCUGGAGCCCGGGACGAUCGACAUAGGAGCAGAUCGCGGAGCAACAGUCGGGAUAGGACCCGGUACCGCGAGCGAGACAGAGACAGAGACAGAGAUCGAGAUCGGGACCGACGAGACCGCGAUAGAGACCGUGACCGUGACCGUGACCGCGAUAGGGAAAGGGACAGGGAACGGGACAAGGACCGGAGAGACCGCAGCCGAGACAGAGACCGUGACCGUGACCGAGACCGAGAUCGAGAUCGCGACAGACGGACCAGACGAGACCGCAGCUUAUCCCCCCGCCGAGAGAGACACCGAAGCCGGAGCCGCCGUCGCAGUAGGAGCCGAUGA